Messenger RNA from Trichoderma virens Gv29-8, 1668 nucleotides. RefSeq lists its product as uncharacterized. Lineage: Eukaryota; Fungi; Ascomycota; Sordariomycetes; Hypocreales; Hypocreaceae. Gene Ontology annotation, cellular component: nucleus. The record is from RefSeq and is a predicted model, not a curated record. Bases 407 to 1222 code for a protein of 271 amino acids. Gene Ontology annotation, biological process: response to oxidative stress. The transcript has 2 exons.
GUGUCUCGACUUGCGCAGGUACACGCAGCUUCUGCACCUUGGAUUUUCAUUACGCCGCUGUUUUCUUUCUCUCACUCUUUCGGCGUCGCCCAUCAUCUCCGGCUUCUUUUUGCCCUAUUCCAUGGCCGUCCAGCUUCCAUCGCUCGGCUGGCGGGUCUCGUCUUUGGAUACAUCGUAACUGCUCGCGGCUGCUUACCGCCAUACCGCAAUUGAACAUUCUGCCAGCUCAUACGUAGUACUACCUACCUAGUAGUACAGAAGGAUUACCAACCUGCUGUGCCUGCGACCUGCUGCAUACCUACUGGGUAAUACUUCUAGGGACGGGCAAGAUACUUGACCUCCGGCUUAUACCACGAGCUGCAGGGCUGCUUACACGCCAGAAGCCAACGGCAAAAAGCUGGUAGCAAUGUGGACGGGCCUGAUGCGGCGCUUCUCGACCGAAGAAACGCGCGUUGGCAGCGAGUUUGACGAAGCCGCCGACAGCCACGGCCACCUCAAGGACGGCAUCAACGAUGUCUACACGCCGACGCUGCGCACGCUGAGCCCCUUCCGGCCGCCGCCGCUGGAUCCGAUUGUGCUGCUCGGAUACAAGGACAGCACGCCGGCGGCGUCGAGGCUGCUGACGACGGUGGUGGCGGAGGAGAUUCGCACCAUGGUGCCGGAGCGGCUGCGCAUCACCGAGAACUGGCGCCUGGUGUACAGCCUGGAGCAGAACGGCACCAGCCUGACGACGCUGUAUCAGCGGUGCCGCGAGUAUGCGGGCAUGCGGGUGGGCUUUGUGCUGGUUGUCAAGGACCAGGAGGGCGGGACGUUUGGCGCCUACCUCUCCGAGUAUCCCCAUCCUGCCCCGUCCUACUUUGGCAACGGCGAGUGCUUCCUGUGGCGAGCCUCGACGCUGACCUCUCUCCCGCUGCCGCCAUCCGCAGACACAACCCACUUGACACGCAGCACGACGCUUGCCCCUCCCUCGCGGUCCGGCGCCUCGACGCCCGGGAUUCGCUUCAAGGCGUUUCCUUACAGCGGGCUCAACGACUUCUACAUCAACUGCGAGACGGGCUUCCUGAGCGUGGGGUCUGGAGGCGGCCACUACGGCCUGUGGCUCGACGACUCGCUCGACGUGGGCCACAGCGCCACCUGCGAGACGUUUGGCAACGAGCCGCUGAGCGAUGCGGGACCAAAGUUUAGCGUUAUUGGCGUUGAGCUGUGGGUGAUUGGUGCGUGAUGAGGUUAUAUGCAUUGCCUUUGAACGAUGUUAUCUUUUGCUUGUUCCCGGGAGAUGAGGCUCCUCCCCUGGUGCAUACAGUGUUUACCGGAAUACUGCUCUUCACUCCGUCUUAUUUGAUUGCCUAAUGGACACCGAUGUAAUCGACUGAAUGGGGGUCUGUCGAACAUGGUUCAAGUCAUAUGAUGCAUAAUUCUACUAUAUGAGAGAUGCCAGAAUACAUGUCAGACAGAAUCUUGGGCGAGAGGGGCGUGAGAAAGUUGAUAAUAUGAGGAAAAGAAGGAGGAGGAUGAAGAAGGUGUGGUGGUAUGAGAAAGAAAAGGAAGAAUUGGGGAAACGAAAAGAGAUGAAGCAGAGGAAGACGACACUCCCUCGAGAAAAUUUGACGCCUAGACAGAUAGCCAGACAGACAGAUAUUUUAUACUAUGAUACCCCGAAACCAAAUG